Molecule: messenger RNA, 2998 nt
Organism: Delphinapterus leucas (beluga whale)
Lineage: Eukaryota; Metazoa; Chordata; Mammalia; Artiodactyla; Monodontidae
Source: RefSeq, a predicted model, not a curated record
GCGCGGUCAGCCCGGGGCCCCGCCUGCGCGGCCCGGGCGGCGGCGCCCAGGGACGCUGGGGGCCCGCUCGCGCCCGCCGUCGCCUCCGCCACUCGGUUACCUCGAUCCUCCGUCUCUGUCGCUUCCCACUUCCCUCACUCCUUAAUCUGGAUGGGAAGUUGGGGAAAAUGGACAGGGUCUUGCUGGCGUGGGUUGCUCUCUUCUGGCUAACAGCCAUAGCUGGAGGCCUUCAGGUCACAGUGCCCGACAAGAAGAAGGUGGCCAUGCUCUUCCAGCCCACUGUGCUUCGCUGCCACUUCUCCACGUCCUCCCAUCAGCCUGCAGUCGUGCAGUGGAAAUUCAAGUCCUACUGCCAGGAUCGCAUGGGGGAAUCCUUGGGCAUGUCUUCUCCCCGGGCCCAAUCUCUCAGCAAAAGAAACCUGGAAUGGGACCCCUACUUGGAUUGUUUAGACAGUAGGAGGACUGUUCGAGUGGUAGCUUCCAAACAGGGCUCGACCGUGACCCUGGGAGAUUUCUACAGGGGCAGAGAGAUCACAAUUGUUCAUGAUGCAGAUCUUCAAAUUGGAAAACUCAUGUGGGGAGACAGCGGACUCUAUUACUGUAUCAUCACCACCCCUGAUGACCUGGAGGGCAAGAACGAGGACUCGGUGGAACUGCUGGUGUUGGGCAGGACAGGGCUGCUUGCUGAUCUCUUGCCCAGUUUUGCUGUGGAGAUUAUGCCAGAGUGGGUGUUUGUUGGCCUGGUGACCCUGGGAGUCUUCCUCUUCUUCGUCCUGGUGGGGAUCUGCUGGUGCCAGUGCUGUCCUCACAGCUGCUGUUGCUACAUCCGCUGCCCAUGUUGCCCAGAUUCCUGCUGCUGCCCGCAGGCCUUGUAUGAAGCAGGGAAAGCAGCAAAGGCCGGGUACCCUCCCUCUGUCUCCGGUGUCCCCGGCCCUUACUCCAUCCCCUCUGUCCCCUUGGGAGGAGCCCCCGCAUCUGGCGUGCUGAUGGACAAGCCGCAUCCACCUCCCCUGGCACCAAGUGACUCCACUGGAGGAAGCCACAGUGUUCGCAAAGGUUACCGGAUCCAAGCUGACAAAGAGAGAGACUCCAUGAAGGUCCUAUACUAUGUCGAGAAGGAGCUGGCUCAGUUUGAUCCAGCCAGAAGGAUGAGAGGCAGAUAUAACAACACCAUCUCGGAACUCAGCUCCCUGCAUGAGGAAGACAGCAGUUUCCGCCAGUCUUACCAUCAGAUGCGAAGCAAACAGUUCCCUGUGUCUGGGGACUUGGAAAGCAAUCCUGACUACUGGUCAGGUGUCAUGCGAGGCAGCAGCGGGACAAGCCGGGGGCCCUCGGCCAUGGAGUAUAACAAAGAGGAUCUGGAGAGCUUCAGGCACAGCCAGCAGCGCUCCAAAUCCGAGAUGCUGUCGCGGAAGAACUUCGCCACCGGGAUACCGGCCGUCUCCAUGGACGAGCUGGCGGCCUUCGCUGACUCUUACGGCCCGCGGUCCCGCAGGGCGGACGGCAACAACCACGAGGCCCGGGGCGGGAGCCGCUUCGAGCGCUCAGAGGCGCGGGCGCACGGGGGCUUCUACCAGGACGGCUCGCUGGAAGAGUACUACGGACAGCGGAGCCGCAGCCGGGAGCCCCUGACCGACGCGGACCGCGGCUGGUCCUACAGCCCCCCGCGCCGGCGGCCGCCCGACGACGCACACCUGCCCCGCCUGGUAAGCCGCACGCCGGGCGCCGCCCCCAAGUACGACCACUCGUUCCGGGGCGCCGGGGUGGAGCGGCAGGCGCUGCCUGAGGGCGCCAGCCGCGGCGGCAGCCUCGAGACACCGUCCAAGCUGAGCGCGCAGCUCGGCCCGCGCAGCGCCUCCUACUACGCCUGGUCGCCGCCGUCCACCUACAAGGAGGGAACGCCGCAGGGCGAAGAGGAGGACGCGCCCGACGACGCGCUGCCUCCCUACAGCGAGCGCGAGCUCAGCCGGGGCCCGUCCUACCGCGGCCGUGACCUGCCCUACCACAGCAACUCGGAGAAGAGGAGGAAGAAGGAACCCGCCAAGAAGACGAGUGACUUUCCAACCAGGAUGUCCCUUGUGGUCUGAUGUUUGUUUUCAAGACAACUCUCUGGAUGACUAGAAAUCAGAAGCAGAAAACGGGAACAAGACACAAAUCCAAGAAGCAGCAGGCCCGGGACCUUCUCUGGCCACCACCUUGGAAGAUUUGCUGAUCUUUGCUUUGGCAGGGGAUGGGGGGCAGCCUUUCAGGGAGGCUGAUUGCAAACCUCAGUGCCCAUCUAACUAGUCUGAGAAACUUAUCAAGAAAACAACUACGUGUGAGCACAUUCCCACACAUGGAGUUUCUCACCCACAGAGUUCAUCCUGCCCAAUCUCCUUCCUUAGCCAAACCAGGAUUCCUUUUCUAAUUCUAAAAGGGAGUUAGCUCUGGACUGCUAACUUCCAGAUAAUGCCUAUGCCUACAGUCUGCUUUUCUAUACCUCCUGUGCUGUGCUUAGAGACAGAAUUGAUUACUACUAUUAGAAGGAAUUCACUGACAGCGGAAGAUAGCUUCAGACAAAAUAUACCUUUUAGCCCCAUUACCUCCCAGUCACUAGUCAAUGACUGUUGUUACACUGAAAUCAGGCCCGUGGUGAACCCAGUGACAGUGACCUGUGGGACAAUCACAGAAAUGGCUUCAGUGUACUCUUCUGAAUGACAGUUCUUGAGUGGCUGGAACAAAGCAAGAGCUGUCGAAGUGGUACUUCUUCUUCCAUCCUGAGAACAUAAACUGCUUUUUCUCUUUUGGCACAGCAACGUCUGAGUCUUGGACAUCAAGGGCUCUGCCUGUCCUCUCCUCUCCUGGACUCUCCACAGGUUUUGGUGCCACACACAGAGCCCUGCCUCCCUCUGCACUCUGAUUAGGUUGUCAUCAGGUGCCUUUUGAUAAAUGAUUAAAAUAUACACAUGAGGGCUUCCCUGGUGGCUCAGUGGUUGAGAGUCCGCCUGCCGAUGAAGGG